GCGGGGCUGUCCGGAACAUCCGGCUGUAGCUUCUCAACAUAAACAGCAAUGGCGGAGGCAGCGGCAGCGUCUACGGCGGCUUCAGCAGGAACAGGAGGCUGGACCAAACACGUAACCUGCAGGUAUUUCAUGCAUGGUCUCUGCAAAGAAGGUGACAACUGUCGAUACUCUCAUGACCUGACCAGCAGCAAACCUGCAGCCAUGACGUGCAAGUUCUUUCAGAAGGGAAACUGUGUGUUUGGAGACCGCUGCAGGUUCGAACACUGUAAAUCAGCAAAGAACGAGGAGCUGCCAACCUCUCCCAUGCUGCCUCUGCCCUCCGCCUCGCUGGCCGGCCCCUCAGACCCUGAACCCAGUGGGCCAGCGCCUGGGUCAGGUGUACAAGACUGGGUCAAUGCUGCUGAGUUUGUUCCAGGACAGCCGUAUUGUGGGCGAGCUGAGCCGGUGAAGGUGGAGAGCUCCCUCCCACUCAUUGAGGAGUUUGACAGCGAUGCAGCGCUGGACAACAAAGAGUUGAGGAAGCAGCUCUGUCCAUAUGCUGCUGUUGGAGAGUGCCGCUACGGAAUCAACUGCGCCUAUCUCCAUGGUGAUGUGUGUGACAUGUGUGGGCUUCAGGUGCUCCACCCCACUGACAACACCCAGCGGUCAGAGCACACGAAGGCGUGCAUUGAAGCCCACGAGAAAGACAUGGAGAUUUCAUUUGCCAUCCAACGCAGCAAGGACAUGAUGUGCGGUGUGUGUAUGGAGGUGGUGUUUGAGAAGGCCAACCCAAGUGAACGCCGUUUUGGCAUCCUCUCCAACUGCAGUCACUGCUACUGUCUAAAGUGCAUUCGCAAGUGGAGGAGUGCCAAGCAGUUUGAGAGCAAAAUCAUCAAGUCCUGUCCAGAGUGCCGAAUCACAUCCAACUUUGUCAUCCCAAGCGAGUACUGGGUGGAAGAUAAGGACGACAAACAGAAACUCAUCCAGAAAUACAAGGAUGGCAUGGGGACUAAACCAUGUCGAUACUUUGAUGAGGGUCGUGGAACCUGCCCUUUUGGCUCAAACUGCUUUUACAAGCACGCCUUUCCUGAUGGACGGCUGGAGGAAGCUCAGCCUCAGCGAAGACAAACCGGAUCCAACAGCAGGAACCGGAACUCGAGGCGAACGCCACUGUGGGACAUCUUCGACGAGCAGGAAAGCACCGACUCCUUUGACAACGAGGACGAGGAGAUGGUGACGUUUGAGCUGAGCGAGAUGCUUCUCAUGCUGCUCGCUGCAGGAACCGAUGAUGAGGUGACAGAUUCUGAGGAUGAAUGGGACUUGUUUCAUGAGGAGCUGGACGAUUUCUAUGAGAUUUACCUAUAGCAUCCCCCAUCCCCUCCCCUAACCCGAUUAAUGUAUACUAGACACUAGAAUGGACUGUCUUGUGUGAGUGAUGGACAGUAGCUUUCCCCUCCACCCUCUGUAUUGUGGCAGUGCCUUUAAGCAGGCCAUUAAUAAAUGAACUUAUAAAAGAUUAAAAAAAACAAAAAAAAAGGACAAAAAAAAAAAAAAAGACAAAAAAAUCCAACAAGUCAGUGCACUCGUGCUAAACAUUUUCUAAACAUCUAUCCUUGUGAGUCUUUCUUGUGCGGUUCAUGUUAAAAGGAAAAAUGAUAAGAAGAACUCAAUAUAAGAUUUAACAAGAAUUAUAACUUUCAUCAAAGAAUAAACAUUGUCAAGUUUAUUUGUGGGUGUGGGUUUGACUUGUUUCUCAUCAACCCAGGUGUUUGUACAUACUUCUGAGACUCUGAGGAUGCACUCAAACUUACUCAGCACCAUUUACUGUAAUCCUCACGGGCAUGUUGUAAGAUUUUACAGUUUUUGAAGGCCGGUACUUCUUUUUUGUUUUUGUUUUUUUCUUUUCCUUUAUCAAAGCAGCUGAUAGCCAAUUUAUUGUGCUGAUGUUUAAUAAAUUUACCAUCAUCAUUUUCAUGUUGUUCUGAAAAGUAUUUCUGUGCCCUCUAUAGUUUUAUAUUAUUUCUUUUCCUUAAAAGGCCUUUUCUUUUAGGGGGCAUUUGAAUCAUAAUGGAAGUCUGUUAGGUCAGACAAGGCAGCCAUCUUUGUUACCCUGAAACUUCACUAAGCAGCUCAUACAGUUCUUUACAGAAAGAAUGUAAAUAAAACCUGAGGUUGACAGUCUUCUUAGGGACUUGAAAGGUGGGAAAAAAACAAAGUCAGAGUCCAGAAGUCUACGACUUAGAAUUUCUUUUAAAGAUAAAGAUAAGAUAGAUAAAGAGACUUUAUUGUCAUUGUGCAGAAGUACAACGAAACUUGUGUGGAAGAACACGACAAUAGCAGUACAUUCAGCUGAAGGAAUGUAUCGAUCCAAAUAAGGCCCAGUGUGCUUCUGAGCUUGUAAAAUGAUGCUGAGUAGUCAUCUCCAAGCCUGUUUCAUACAACCUUCUGUAAACCUGUGGCAAAAACUGCGUGAGAAUUUCAAGUUGGCCAGUGUGUUAGAAAGACGUGGCCUAAGAAUAUGUGCACAAACCAAUACUCAGGUUAUACAAAGGCAGACAAAAAAAACAAACAUGUUCUUGGUUUUAAAAAUGAAAACACUUUUUCCUGGUCUUGGGGAAGGCUUUCUGUUGAUUUAAGUUGUGCAUAAAAGGUUUUAGGUUUUAAAUAUAAAUCUUUUCUGCACAUUUUCCAACUCCACAUGCUGAAUUUUCUCAGAAGGUUUAGAAAGGAAAGUCUACAGCCUAGACUCUGAAAUAAAAUUUCUCACAACGACGAACGUGAGCCCACAGAGGCCUGCUCACAAACUGUGCACUCGGUGCUUCCAGUGGUGGCUGUACUACUGAAACACAGUCUGAUCAGUUACAACAUGAACCCACCUGCCUCGUAUUGUGUAGGUUCUCCUCCCGCCACCAAAGCAGACCUGACCCAUCGUGGACAGGGGACCUCUGAUGGUCCCCUGUGGUGUCUUGCACUGUGGACCCUUUGGGUCCUUUUGGGUUUCGGUUUGGGCUCUCUGUGGAUAGAGCUCAUUUCAGCACAUCCUAUUCAUGCCCAUUCAAAUUGCAGUCUGAGGAGUUUGAAAGAUGGGCCAACACCUUAUAUUUUUUGGGGGGGUUCCUUGAACCAUUUUGUAGUGCAGCAGGGUGCACUGUCCUGCUAGGGGAGGACCUUUAGGUGAGUGGUGCAUAUUAAAUGCCAGUACCCAAAGUCUCCCAGCAGAACAUUGUGUUGCAACAAGAAGAUAAAUAUUAUUCACUGACCUGUCAGUGGUGAUAGUGUUGUGGCUGAUCGAUGUAUGUUUUAGCCACCAGCAGACUAAUCAUGUUAUGAGCUGCUCAGUAGCUGAAGUGUCUGAGUUACAGAGGUGAUGAUCUCAUACAAAAGUACUCCUAUAGUGAAGUAGUCUGGGAAACAAACUGCCUUUGAAAGAGGAUGAAUUUAAUGUACAAUUAUCAGGUUUCCAAAUGACCUGACUUUGAUCAGGGCUCUUCAUGCAGCUUGGUAUAAAAGUCCAACUGGCUCCAUACAUCAGCAAACUGCUUCAUCGAUCAAAUAAAGAAGACUGACCAAUUAAUUUGAAAUCUUUUCCCUUCCUCCAUCCUGAAUAUCAGCCUCGAGGGACACCUUUGGUACCAAAAGACAAAUCCUCCUCUGAACCAAGCGAAAGAGUCACCACAAAAGAUUCAAACGUCUUCAGCAGACUUAAAGUGCAGAGAAUCAUGGAGUGGAGAGACAUUUUGCGUCCUAUAACAAAUGCACAGUGUUAAGUGUACAUUCACUGUUCGCUGUUGGCUUCACUGAAUAUAGCAUUUUAAAGCUUUGCUGCUGAGAUGCUCAAACCACAGACUCCUGACAGCUGGUGCCAACCUGUUAACCUCCGUUGGAAUGCAUAUGUUUAUACUGAAAUGUGUGUUUUCUAUGUUCCACAGCUAUCCAUCUUAACUUGAAAUUAAAGUUUAUUAUCAAUCUCUGCAUUGCA
Stegastes partitus (bicolor damselfish) is the source of this 3958-nucleotide messenger RNA. RefSeq names its product makorin, ring finger protein, 1 (gene mkrn1). Gene Ontology annotation, molecular function: ubiquitin protein ligase activity; metal ion binding. The transcript has 8 exons. Lineage: Eukaryota; Metazoa; Chordata; Actinopteri; Pomacentridae. The coding region runs from base 49 to 1344 and encodes 431 amino acids. The record is from RefSeq and is a predicted model, not a curated record. Gene Ontology annotation, biological process: protein polyubiquitination.